Messenger RNA from Nerophis lumbriciformis (worm pipefish), 660 nucleotides. Lineage: Eukaryota; Metazoa; Chordata; Actinopteri; Syngnathiformes; Syngnathidae. The record is from RefSeq and is a predicted model, not a curated record.
AAGAUGGCGAAAGCGGAGCAGCGCUACGGGCAGCGGGACGGCUCGGACCAGAACUUCGAUUACAUGUUCAAGCUGCUGAUCAUCGGCAACAGCAGCGUGGGCAAGACCUCCUUCCUCUUCCGAUACGCCGACGAUUCCUUCAGCAACUCCUUCGUCAGCACCGUGGGCAUCGACUUCAAGGUCAAGACCGUCUACCGCAACGACAAGAGGAUCAAGCUGCAGAUAUGGGACACGGCCGGCCAGGAGCGUUACCGCACCAUCACGACGGCGUACUACCGAGGCGCCAUGGGCUUCAUUCUCAUGUAUGACAUCACCAACGAGGAGUCCUUCAACGCCGUGCAGGACUGGGCCACGCAGAUCAAGACGUACUCGUGGGACAACGCCCAGGUCAUCAUGGUGGGCAACAAGUGCGACAUGGACGAGGAACGAGUGGUCGCGCCGGAGAAAGGAAAACAUCUAGCGGACCAACUUGGUUUCGAGUACUACGAAGCCAGCGCCAAGGAGAACAUCAACGUACGGCAGGUCUUCGAGCGGCUGGUGGACAUCAUCUGCGUCAAGAUGUCCGAGCGAGUGGACGUGGAGGUGCCGCUCGCCCCCGGGACAAAGACCACCAGGUUGAGCGACAAACCUGCGGGCCAGCUACCUCAAAAGUGCUGCUGA